UAUCAAUCAGUCCCCUUCUCCUCAAAGAGCGACAACGGCGGCUCUCCGUCGUCUGCCUCUGAUCUUCGACCACUCUCCUUCGCCACUCCUUAUCGUUGUCUUCUUCCUAUUCAUCUUCUUGGAUCAAACACUCCAAUUCCAUGCCUGUUCACGACAAGCACACCCUUGCUCCAGAGCAACCCUUGAGAAUGUUGAGGAUAUCAGAAGCAUCCUUGCAAAGCUGAUCCAGAGCAACCCUGACCUCUUCCUCAAAACUCUGCACUAGUAUGUAUAUACACUUUCGCUGCCUAGACUGCUUCUAAAUUACCCUGGAAACACUGCCCAAGCAGAAAAGGAGUGAUGGAGAUCGAAGUAGAUCAACGAACUGAUGGAGAUCGGCGAACCAGGCUUCACCAGCGAUGUACAAUGAUGGGCUGAUAGAGAUAGACAGAGUGAGUGCUUCGCCGGCGAUAGAAAUCGAGUUUUGUGCGAGGUAUAGCGAUGGAGAUCUGGACGAAAUUCAGAGGGGCACUUUUGUCUGAAACUAUUAUGACCAGGGAUAGUUUUGUCUCAAAAUUUUUCAAUCGCAGGACGGUGAUACGAAGGAAAGCGUAUUGGUUCUUCGUUGUUCCCUCGUAACGGCAGCAGUUUUAAUGAUCCGUCCCAUGUUCAAUGUUCAUUUCUUCCGUACCCAAAAUUUCCCCUCGAUUUCUAACAUUUCAUCUUUCAGUUCUCUUACCCAAUCUACGAUGGGUUUCUACCACCGCCUCCAAAGUUCCUGUGGUAACUACGAACCUCGAAUGUUGCAUUCGAAUUUUCUUCGAUGCCAGACAGAAGCAGAAACAUGCUGGGUGCACGUUUGCUUUGGUUUCGGCACUCAAGUCAUGUUCCUCUCUGUUGGCCUCCUUUCAGGGCCGGCAAUUGCAUUGUUUAAUCUUAAAAUCCGGGCUCCAUUCCCACAUAUUGAUUCGGAACAGCUUGAUCAAUAUGUACGCAAAAUGUGGUUUCAUCAAUGAUGCCCGAUUGUUGUUUGAAGUCUGCUUUGAGUUGGAUCCCGUGUCCUGUAACAUUAUGGUUGCUGGGUACGUGAAAGCUGGUCGAUUGGACGAUGCUCGCCGUCUGUUUGGCAAAAUGCCCGUUAAAGGUUGUGUUUCUUACACCACCAUGAUCAUGGGUCUUGUUCAAAAUGAUUGUUGGAAUGAAGCCAUUAAUGUCUUUAAGGACAUGAGGUCCAAUGAUGUUAUCCCUGAUGACUUGACAAUGGUGAAUGUGAUCUCCGCUUCCUCACACUGUGGCGGAAUUUGGAGCUGUCGCAUGCUUCAUUCCUUGGUUAUUAAAUUAAACAUGGAGGAAUUGGUUCGUGUGUCAACGAAUUUGAUGCAUGCAUAUUGUCUUUGUUCAGGUCUAGUGGAGGCAAUAAGACUCUUUGAUAGGAUGCCUGAACGGAAUAUAGUGUCUUGGAAUGUGAUGUUAAAUGGAUAUUCGAAGGCAGGUCUUGUUGAUACAGCCAGGGAUUUGUUUGAGAAGAUUCCCAUUAAAGAUGUCAUUACGUGGGGGACAAUGAUCGAUGGUUAUGUGCGAACAGAAUGUUUAUGUGAAGCUUUCAUGAUGUACUGUGCAAUGUUACGCACUGGGCUGCAACCUAACGAAGUCAUGCUUGUAGACUUGGUUUCAGCGUGUAGUCGGGUGAUGGCAAUUCGUGAAGGUCAACAAUUGCAUUCAACAAUAGUUAAGAGAGGUUUUGAUCGUUGCGAUUUUCUUCAGACCACGAUUAUCUAUUUUUAUGCAGCUUGUAGAAUGAUGAACCUUGCCUAUCUGCAAUUCGAGGUGGGUGUAAAGGAUCACCUUGAAUCAUGGAAUGCCCUCAUGGCAGGAUUUGUUAAACAUGGAAUGAUAGAUCAAGCUAGGAGAAUUUUCGAUGAGAUGCCUGAAAGAGAUAUAUAUUCAUGGAGUACCAUGAUUUCUGGCUACUCACAGACUGUUCAACCUGAUGUGGCUCUAGAACUCUUCCAUGGAAUGGUAGCUAGCGGGAUCAAACCGAAUGAAAUCACAAUGGUGAGUGUACUCUCUGCAAUAACCACUUUAGGCUUGUUGAAGGAAGGAAGAUGGGUCCAUGAUUACAUACAUAAUAACUCCAUUCUUUUGAAUGACAAUCUAUGGGCGGCUCUGAUUGAUAUGUAUGCCAAAUGUGGGAGCAUCAACACUGCGUUACAAUUGUUUAAUCAGAUUCAAGACAAAACCUCCACUGUGUCGCCAUGGAAUGCAGUCAUCUGUGGGUUAGCCACACACGGACAUGCAAAUAUGUGUCUAGAGAUUUUCGCUGACCUGCAGAGAUAUCAUAUUAAACCCAAUUCAAUUACAUUCAUAGGAGUCCUCAAUGCUUGUUGCCACGCGGGGUUGGUGGAGUCAGGGAGGAGAAUCUUUCAGAGCAUGAAGAGUGUGUAUGAUUUGGAGCCAAAUAUAAAGCAUUAUGGUUGCAUGAUUGAUCUCCUGGGUAGAGCAGGGAAGUUAGAAGAAGCUGAGGAAUUAGUGAACAGCAUGCCGAUGAAGGCUGAUGUGGUGAUAUGGGGAACUCUGUUAGCAGCAUGUAGAACUCAUGGAAAUGUGGAUAUAGGAGAGAGGGCUGCAAGAAGCUUGGCGGCGUUGGAGCCCCGUCAUGGUGGAAGUAAGGUUCUUUUAUCGAACAUAUAUGCAGACGCUGGACGGUGGGAGGAUGUAUCGAUGGUAAGGAGAGUCAUGCGGACCCAGAAAACGAAGAGAAUGCCUGGGUGUAGUGGUUUUGUAAGAUAAACUUGAGACAAUUCCCCUUCUAUCACACUUUCACUUGAAGGCACAAGUUUCUCACAGCACUCAUUCUCUCUCCAUUUCUUUGUCAAAAUUCUUCCCACUCAUUUAUCUUUUAGUCUAUUUGGUACAUGGGUAGUC
Messenger RNA from Prosopis cineraria, 2904 nucleotides. RefSeq names its product pentatricopeptide repeat-containing protein At5g19020, mitochondrial. Gene Ontology annotation, molecular function: RNA binding; protein binding. Bases 652 to 2769 code for a protein of 705 amino acids. The transcript has a single exon. NCBI's taxonomy places the organism in Eukaryota, Viridiplantae, Streptophyta, Magnoliopsida, Fabales, Fabaceae. The record is from RefSeq and is a predicted model, not a curated record. Gene Ontology annotation, biological process: RNA modification.